Molecule: messenger RNA, 930 nt
Organism: Schizosaccharomyces osmophilus
Lineage: Eukaryota; Fungi; Ascomycota; Schizosaccharomycetes; Schizosaccharomycetales; Schizosaccharomycetaceae
Gene: kin17
Product: KIN-like protein
Exons: 1
Coding region: 1-930 (309 amino acids)
Biological process (GO): DNA damage response; DNA replication
Cellular component (GO): nucleus
Molecular function (GO): double-stranded DNA binding
Source: RefSeq, a predicted model, not a curated record
AUGGGACGAGCUGAAGCUGGUACUCCAAAGGCCAUAUCAAACGCUUUAAAGAGCAAAGGAUUGCAGCGUUUACGCUGGUAUUGUACUGCUUGCCAGAAACAAAUGAGAGAUGAAAAUGGAUUCAAAUGCCAUACGCAAAGUGAAGGACAUAUCCGAAGAAUGUCUCUCAUUGCUGAGAAUCCUGGUAAACACAUCCAAGAUUUUUCCAAUCAAUUUUUGCAGGAUUUCGUUUCGCUCCUUCGAACGGCUCACGGGGAAAAGAAAGUUCAAUUUAAUAAAUUUUAUCAAGAAUACAUUCGAGAUAAGAAUCACGUGCAUAUGAACGCGACUCGCUGGCAUACUCUGUCAGAGUUCUGCAAGUUUUUGGGCCGGCAGAGCAUUUGCCGUGUGGAAGAAACGGAAAAGGGCUUUUUUAUUUCUUACAUUGAUAAGAACCCUGAAUCCCUUCGUCGAUCUGAAGCGAACCGUAAAAGAGAACUCCAAGAAAAAUCAGAGGGAGAGACUCAUUUACGGUUACUAAAUGAACAAAUUCAAAGAGCAAAGGAAGCUUACACUAGGCAACAUGAAGAAGAAGAGAAGCAGCCCGUAAGUCAUGAACUACAGCGACCUGAAAAUCAAGGCGUUCAUUUGCAGUUGUCUUCAACUCAUCCAUCGACGAAUGAAAAGCCCUCUUUAAGCAGUGGCUCCUCUUCUGUUGCUCCCAAUUUAAAGGCUCCUACAAUUCCAUCGUCUAAACCACUCUUUUCAGUGCCUUCUAAGCCAAGGUCGAAGAACGUGUUUGCUACGUUGAACAAAUUUCAAAAAAAGACACCAGAGUCACCUGAAAAUACUCCCAAAAAAGAUAACAAUUCCAAACGUCCUCGUUCAGCAAUGGAGGAAAUUAUCAUGCAAGAGACUGCACGAGAGAAGCGAAAACAUGUGUCUACCUAG